AAUAAUUUAAUUAAAUUAAUUUUGAUUAACUUUUUUUUUUAAUAUUUAAAAAAUAUCUUACACUUCUUUCUUUUGUAUUUCUUCUAGCUUUUUCUUAUAUCAAUAAAAGAUCAUCCAUUUUAUUUCACCUCUCUCUAUAUUCUAACCUUUUAAGGGAAAGCCAAACGUAACAUAAAGUCACACCUAAAAAAAAGACAAACCUAUUAAAAAUGUUCCCUCAUUCUCCUUUCUUUCCAUUACCUCACACUCAAGAAAUAUAAAGUCUCAACCAUCCUUUCAUUUUUCAUUCAAUUCUCGCCAUGGAUCCAAAUUCCACCGACAUCGUCCGCGAGUUCCCUCGCCUCUUCCGUCUCUACAAAGACGGCCGCGUCGAACGCUUUCUCGGCACAGAAACCACUCCAUCCGGCACCGACGAAUUAACCGCUGUUCAAUCUAAAGACAUCACCAUCAACACCGACACCGGCAUCGGAGCUCGUCUCUAUCUCCCACCAAACGCCACUCCUUCUCAAAAACUCCCUCUCCUUAUCUACAUCCACGGCGGCGCUUUCUGCAUCUGUACUCCCUUCAACCCUGGCUACCAUCAUCACCUCAACAACGUCGCUGCACAAGCUAACGUCGUCGUUUUCUCCGUCCAUUACAGACUUGCUCCAGAACACCCUGUUCCCAUCUGUUAUGAUGAUACAUGGGAAGCCAUUCAGUGGGUCUCACAAUCUUCCGAGCCGUGGCUGAAAGACCACGCCGAUCUUAAUAUUGUUUUCUUAGCCGGAGAUAGCGCUGGGGCAAACAUUGCACACAACAUGGCGAUGCGUGGCUCAAACGAAGGCUUUCGAGGUUUGAAGCUUCGAGGGAUGGUUUUGGUUCAUCCAUACUUCGGAAACGAUGAGAAAGAUGAGCUUAUAGAGUUUCUGUACCCGAGUUAUGGAGGAUUUGAUGAUCCUAUAAUACAUGCGACUAAAGAUCCGAAGCUUUCGAGUCUUGGAUGUGGGAAACUGCUUGUGCUUGUGGCGGAGAAGGAUUUUCUGAUAGAAAGAGGACGGAGCUACUCCGAGGCAGUGAAGAAGAGUGGGUGGAGUGGUACUGUGGAGAUGGUGGAGACAGAAGGUGAAGGACAUGUGUUUCAUUUGUUUGAUCCAAGAAAGGAGAAAUCUUUGGCUCUUGUUAAACAAGUUGCGUCUUUCAUGACACAGGUUGAAAAAGACGUACGUUCUUCUUCAUUGUUGUAGAAAAUUGCUGGAGAGGCUUUUCUUUGGUACCAUGGAGUGUGAUUUAAAUAAUUUAAGACAUUAUCUUUUUUUAUUAGCAAUUUAAUGCUGUUGCUUGUUGGGUAUUUUGUUUACUUUUUGACUUUUAGGGUGUAUCUUUGAAAGGUGGAAUUAGUGUUGACUAUGAUUGAAUCUAUAUUUUAUUUUGAA
This is a messenger RNA of Lathyrus oleraceus (garden pea), 1412 nucleotides long. RefSeq names its product probable carboxylesterase 2. Gene Ontology annotation, molecular function: hydrolase activity. The coding region runs from base 300 to 1223 and encodes 307 amino acids. The transcript has a single exon. The record is from RefSeq and is a predicted model, not a curated record. Lineage: Eukaryota; Viridiplantae; Streptophyta; Magnoliopsida; Fabales; Fabaceae.